GCUUUUUUUCAUCUAUGUUGUGCAGUCACACAGUGGAAAUAUGCUGCUUGCCCUUCCCUGCAGCUGUAAACUGUGUAAGCUCUGAGUGUGGGGUCCUCAUAGGUGCCGGGCUCUCAUAGGCUGUCCCAGUACCUAAGGUUAAAAUGAGAAGCUGAGCCAAGGAGGAAGAGAAGGAGCAAUACUGGGGUGUGAGGAGCCCCAGUUUGGCAGAAUCCACUGCUUCUAUCAUCCUACAGUGACUCCCUCCCCCAAAUCUCAUCUACAGGAUAAAGGUCAGCAUGGAAAGCCACACAGGUAGCGUCAUUGCUUACAUCAGCUCCUCGAGUUCCUUCUCCAGCCCUUCCUCCUGCCACAGCGAUAGCUCGAACAGCAGCUUUCAGUCUUCCUUGUCUCUGCCCUCUUCUCCCAGUGGCUCUUCAUCUGAGGGCAGUGGUGGUGGGAGCAGUGGAAAUGGCAGCGACAGAAAAACCACCCUUUCCAACGAAGACAUGGUCUGCAGACACAUAGAAUCCCAGAGAAACCAGCAAGUGGACACUUUGUGCAUAAAGACCACCUAUACAAGUGCAGCGCUUUUGACCAAAGGGCAUGGAGCAUGUCCAUCAAAAAUGAGUGGCAUGAUGCUUUUGUGCAAAGUGUGUGGAGAUGUGGCAUCUGGAUUCCACUAUGGGGUGCAUGCAUGUGAAGGCUGUAAGGGUUUCUUUCGUAGAAGUAUUCAACAAAAUAUUCAGUAUAAAAAGUGCCUCAAGAAUGAGAGCUGCUCCAUCCUCAGGAUUAACAGGAACCGCUGCCAGCAAUGCCGCUUCAAAAAGUGUUUGUCUGUUGGGAUGUCAAGAGAUGCUGUUCGUUUUGGCCGAAUCCCAAAGCGCGAAAAGCAGAGAAUGCUGAUAGAGAUGCAGACCGUCAUGAAUACUAUGAUGAGCAGCCAAUUAAAUUGCUCAUCUCUUCAUGAUACACUCCCAGCACCUUCAUCACUACAGUCACCAGCACUAGAGAAGAUGGAAUCCAAAACUCAACAUUAUCCAGAAAAUAAAGCCCUUACUCCUCCUUUGCCUCCUUCUCUUCCUCAUCCUUCAGCAGUCAUGCCAAAGGACAUUAGCAAAGAAGAUGUCAUUGGUACAGUCACAGGGGCUCAUAGGGAGACUUUUAUGUAUAACCAGGUGCCUGUGGAAUUUCCAUCUGAAGCAGGUCGACAAAUGGACGAAAUACAUUCUAAUGUUACACGUCUUAACAGUGACCAAAUGAAAAAUGGGAUUAGUGCUGCUCACUGUCCUGUUAAUAAAAACAAAAUGUAUAUAAAUGAAGCAGACAAUGACAAGAACUUCAUGCCCUAUCAACAUGGGCCUGUCAAUUGCUUUUUCAAUGGGCACAACAUUUCCAAUGGUUUGAGCCACAGGGUUUGCAGCAGUGAAAAAAUGCUUGACGUCUCCCAAGUCCAUAACGUAAAUGGUUACCCUUGCAACAGAGGAAGGAGGAUGCAUCUGGUGUGCCCCAUGAGCAUGACUCCAUUUAUGGACCCCAAUAAAUCAGGAACCCAGAUUUGGGAGGAAUUUUCCACGAGUUUCACUCCUGCUGUAAAAGAAGUGGUUGAGUUUGCAAAGGGAAUUCCAGGAUUUAAAGACCUUUCACAGCAUGACCAGGUCAACUUGCUGAAGGCUGGAACAUUUGAGGUACUGAUGGUACGAUUUGCAUCAUUGUUUGACGCAAAGGAGCGUACCGUCACCUUUCUUAGUGGGAAGAAGUACAGUGUUGAUGAGUUACGCUCAAUGGGAGCUGGGGAUCUCCUGAACUCUGUCUUUGAAUUUAGCGAGAAACUCAGUGCUCUGCAGCUUAGUGAGGAGGAGAUGAGUAUGUUCACAGCAGUUGUCCUGGUGUCUGCUGAUCGAUCUGGUAUUGAAAACGUUAAUUCUGUUGAAGCACUACAGGAAACUUUGAUCCGUGCACUAAGGACUUUAAUCAUGAGGAACCACCAUAAUGAAGCGUCUGUCUUUACCAAACUCCUCCUGAAGUUGCCUGAUCUGCGCUCUCUCAAUAACAUGCACUCGGAGGAACUUCUGGCCUUUAAAAUUCACCCGUAGGCCUCUUAAUAAUUGUUUAAUCAUCUUGCAUAAGUUAUGUGAUAGAACAUUGUUAGAUUUAGGCUGGAAACUGGCACCCGCUCAGCUGUCAUAUACUUUUAGAAUACUGAGCUUGUGUAACAGGUGUCUACAACUGUUGUGGCAAUGCCAGCAAAAGAUGUUUUCCCGCACUGACUGCAUUCAUUUAGGGUUGCCCAAGUGGCAAAAUGCCAUUCGAUGUGGGCCCACCAUCUUCCUUUUGAAUUUUAUAGGAUCAUAACAUCCCACAGGUCCCAAGAAAAUAUUUUCACACCACUGAAGAACCGGGCAAGUGAUUUUUAUAGGAACUUUAUGAUGUGAAAAAUGGUAAUGGAACGAAGGUAUGAAUUUGUUCUUGCAUCAAAAAUAAACAAGCCGUCAGCAGAAGCUGAAUACGAUGUACUGUACUACAGGGUUUUUAUAAAAACUCUUUCAAUCUUCUAUUAGACCUCUUAGAGUAAUAUAAUAUAUAGUUGUGUUGUGAAGCUCGAUCAUAUUUCUGAAUGCUUUAGCAGAUUAUAAUCAGAUGUGCCUCUACUGAAUCUGUAUAUUCUUCUGCUGCAGAUACCUGGCACCCGUGAGUAAUUCUUUUUCGAAAUUUAUCUAUGUACGUAGAAUUAUAAAUAUAUCGUCUUUUACCAACAUGUCCUGAAAUUGUAAAUAUACAUAGUGUUACAGAUAAAUAUAUAUAUUGGCCUCCUCACUCUAUUUUAACCUGUGAGGGAAGUUGCCACAAAUAGCUUGGAGAAAUCUAAGGUUUAUAAAGUGUACAAAAUAUCCAGAUCUGUUGACACAAUUACUAACUUUAUUUUUUUAAAUGUUAAAAACUGUUCAUGCUGCAGCAUUUAAUUACAGUGAAGUCUCCAAAUACCACUGGGAAGUGUGAGGCGCCUGUAGAGAUAAAAUAGCGACAACUGAGAGGAUCGCAGCAAUAAUGAUCCCAGGCAGAUACUCAGAUCCUUCAUUGUACUGUUUGCACAGCUACAUCCAUGGCUUUUUUGUUUCUAUUGGAAUAUUCUGCAAAAGGUCAACAAUUCCUGAAACGGAGGUUGCAAUCGAACUAUUAGGAUUCUUGUUUUCUGUCCUAUGAUGAGGAGUAGAGAGAAAAUGAGCAGAUCCUUUAUGAUAAACACUCUUCAGUAUUCUUUUAUGUCUUUGUUUUCAUGCCUAUAGGCUUACUUUGUGAGAAUUUCGGUGUUUUAAUGUUGUCUUAUAGCGCACAAACACACAAUACACAAUUCCACUGUCUGUGAAAAAGAAGAAUAUUCUGUACUAUACAUGGGAAAUUGAAUGGGUAAUCUCCCUUUUGGGGCAUUAAAGCAGAUCCAUUGCUGUUAUAUUUCAAUCUGCUGAGCUGUAGCAAAUGUUUAAUAGACCUGUUUGUAGAAUAGUCUUCAUUAUUUUUUUUUAUAUUGAAACAUUUAUUUUUGCGUUCCUCAGCCUAUCUUAAUUUUCCCAGCUGCACCCAAACACUCAAUGCUGUGAGUCAGAUUUCACAUGCUCCAAUUGGUUAAUUCUGGAUAUAGGCAGCAAUAUGCAAUGCACCGCUGACACACAGCAUGGUUGACUGAUCUGCAGGAGGAAAAAUUGUUUGGUUAAGGAAGCAUACUAAUUAACCAUUUAUAUAAGAAUCCAAGGGAAAAAAAAAUAACUAUAAAGCAAACGCUAAGUUUGGCUGCAUGUUUACCUCUAUGACCCUUCCCAUUUAAAGUCUUUGUUGGAAUUUCGCUUGCAGGCUAUGGGCACUUCUUUAUUUAAUUCUGAAUGAAGCUUACUCCUGCAUGUUUCUUUUUUGUAAAGUAGGAAUAUUUUGGAGGGUUUUGUGCAACUUAACCCUAUUGCAAAUUAUCUUGAUUAAUCUAAAUAACGUCCAUAGAAUUAACUUUAAAAACAGAAAUGAGCUCUGUACUACUCAGCCAUGUAAGCAGUUUGGGCUGGGAAGGUUGGAGGACAGCGUUUUAAAGGGGAAGUAAAGUUUUUAAAAAAUGUAUUUAUAGUUGCUCUCUUCUGAACCCUUUUACAAUAAUUAUCAUCUUUAGUUUUCAUGAUAUUAAAACUAAUGUUAAUCCUGCUUUUUUUUUAAUUUGCCUUUAGGCAGUUGUGGCACUUUUAUUUCUGUGAUUAUUGUAAUAUAUAUUAGCACAUCCAUACUGCUUUGAUGUUGACUCUUAAGUAUUCAAUUAUUGUGAUAAUCACAAUUUUCACUUCCAAUUAACUUUUGUUUAUUUUUGUGUAAUUAGUUCUCAUGUCACUGUAUUUUAGAUGAGAUUUCUAUGGCUUCAUAAAUAAACCUUCAGUUAACACACAUCAUUCACUCAAAUUCAUACAGGAAGUAUUUUGAAUAAUAUAGUUAACAUUUCUGUUAACAGUUCUUCAAAAUUCCCAUUUUUAUUUAAAAUUCUGUGAUUUUCAAGUAAACCGAACAGGGAACCUUAAGAAAUUCUGCAGUCAGUUCAAACCAGACACGAAUGCCUUGUGGAAAUUGAGGAAUUAUUCUAUGCUAGGAUAUCAAGGCUAUUCUAUUAUUAUACAUUAGUGUUCUUUGCUCUAAAUGUGUCUCUUUGCAUUUGGCUUUUCUCAACAUGACCCUCUAGUCAAGUGACUGGAGCAAAAUUUGACUUUAUUUCCUAUGCACUGCUAGUGAUGCUAUUGCAACUUGUUAGUGAUGUUUAUAGGUUAGUUUUAUGUAUUAAAUAACAAAAUUCCAUUAAAUCUGUCUAGAAAGGACACCAAUUGAAAUGGACUUGGAGAUUCUCAUCCAUCCAGGUCAUGAUGUACAGUAUCUAGUCACAUUCAGCUGAGGAAGCUGCUCAGAGAGAAACAUUUUCAAGAAAAUGCAGAAGGUCCAGUUGGUUUAGACUUAACUCUACUAGAAAUGCAAUUAAAAUGGAGCUGAAUGUGAUUUAUUCCUAGACUUUUCUGCAGAUUGAUCCAAGAAUCGGAUCUCUGUUAGUGGAGAUUUUUUUACUCCAGGAAACCUAAGGGUUUAGUAGAUCCAGGCCUUCUCUGAAACCUACUUGUCCAUUUGAGGCUGACACGUCUGCAUUGCUUAAGAUUCUUCUGCCAGAGCACACAUACAAACACAAGUCCUAAGAUUGUUCAGGUGUAAUUGUUUGUUAGUCUUGUGUCGGAAAUUUUUGUGAUCUUAUCUUGUACCAUGUUUUUCUGACGUUUUGUGUUUCCGUGUGCAUACUGUUCUAAGUGUCACAUACCUGAUAUUACUGAGAGUGGUGCUAAAAUAUUGACUAUCAUGUCUCUUGAGAAGCUGGUUGAGUGAUGAGCUUCACCGAGAGUUGAAUAAAAGCUCUCGCAUUUCACAUGGAGUGUUCUCAGACUCUAUUCAAGAGACUCCUUAGAAGAAGAUUUGAGUUGUAGGGUUGUACCAGUUUUUGCUGUUGCCACUCAGAACUUCCGAUCGCAUACAGCACUGCGCGUUUCAUACUUGUGUCUCUCUUACCACUGGCCCUUGUAACUGUAUAUAGUUGAUAUUUACUGCACAAUUGUGCAUGUGUUGUAAUGUUUGUGUUGUACCUAUUAAAGUUAUAUGUGUUAACAAUCUUAAGGGCUCCAGAUAUUAUACCAAAAUGUUUUUUAAAAUGUAAAAAAGCAUUAGAAGCAUUAGAAAUGCAUUUCACUGGAGUUUAGAGCUUUUCACCUUUAAAUGUUAUAUUUUUGUGACAAUUUUUGUAUUAUUACAUCUGGUAAGAUUCAUCCUACUGAUAGCUGAAAGCAAAAUGUGACUCUGUUUGAAUGUAUCAGCCUAUCAGUGCAAAGUACUGUAUCUGUCAGUUAGUUGUAGCUGGUGAUAUGAUUGUUCUUGGCUUAUUAUGUACAAAAAGUCUUAAUAUCAUUGGUCUGUUGGUUGGCUCUAGUGAUUUUAGAACAUUUAAAGCUUAAUUUAAGAAAGCGCAAGUCUUCAGGUACUAAAAACCCACAAGAGUUCUUCUCUUGUGUGUUUUUUUGAGAGAGUCCCUCCCCCUCAAACCUAAAAACCUGCUGAACUUUUUAUUUUUUUGGUGGAGAAAAAAAACCUGCUCAGCAGGAAUCCAAGGUUUAGGAUGUUGCAUGUUUUUAGUAGCUGAAUGCUGGGGUUUUCUUAAAGAAACAGUAGCACCAAGAAAUGUAAGUGUCCUAAAGUAAUGAAAAUAUAAUGUACUGUUGUGCUGCACUGGUAAAACUGACAUGUUUGCUUCAGAAACACAACUAAAAUGUAUAUCAUUAAGCAGCUAUGUAGCUGUGGGGGCAGCCAUUCCAAGCUGAAAUAGGAAAAAAGGCACAGGAUACACAGCAGAUAACAGAUAAGCUCUGUAGUAUACAAUGGGAUUCUUCAUAAAUUAUCUGUUAUCUAUUUGUCUUGUGCUUGAAUAGCUGUCCCCAUGGCUACACUGCAGCUUCUUUAAAUAAAAUAUAAUUGUUUUUCUGAAGCAAACACACCAGUUUUGCCAGUGCAGGUCAACAGUACAUUAUAUUGUCUUUCCUUUAAAACCCUUUAACUUUUUGGUGUUACUGCUCCUUUAAAUCGCUCCUUUAAAUCACUCCCCCAACCCCUCUCGACUCUCCUUCGGCCCAUCUGUAAUUUCAGUUAGGGCUAUUUGUGUUCCAGACACCGUGGUUCUUUAAGACCACUAGCGAUGUGCAUGUCAACAAAAGUUCAUCCUGCACCCGACCCUAACCUGGCUCUUCAGCACCCGACCCUAACCCAGUGCACUUCCCUAUUUAUAGACCCGUGCCAUGCGCCUUCCAUGACAUGAGAGUGGGUCUUUAAAAAGGGAAGUGACCUGGUUACGGUCAGGUGCGGGUGCUGAAGAGCCGGGUUAGCCCACACAUGACUAUGGCCCACCAUCCUACAGAUAAGCAUUGCUUACUGGUACAUGAUUAGCCAGAACUACAGAAGGGCAUUAGUGACCAGUCAAAUGAUAUGUUGAUUAAUAGCAAAAUAUGGGCAUUAACUUGUUAUUUAGCUCAAAAAUUCAAGACUUUUUCAUGUGCUAUUGCAUAUAUGAUAUCUAAUAACUGAUAGGAUGUGAUAAUGAAAUUAAUGUUUUGUUUUCACAUUAUUAUCACGUGAAUUCAACGAGUGAAAAUGUCCAACCAUUGCACUGCCAGAGAAAUAAAAACAGUGAGAAGCAAUUUACUGUUGGUUCCCACUAAGGGUUCAACUACAUGGGCAAUUUCCCUGCGAUUGUGCCGGAUCUGAUGCUCUGCGGCAAAACGCAGGCGUCACAUCGGAUGCGACUGAAAACAAGGUAGGAAAUACACAUGUCAGAUGGUGUCACAGAGUUCAUCCCACGUACCACGGACUGUCAGAUGCAGACGCAGAAUCUGCAUCCGACAGUCAUGUCGCAUCAGACGAACUCUGCGACACCAUCCGACAUUCCUGUUGGUUACCUUGUUUUCCGUCGCUUCCGAUUUGACACCUGCGUUUUGGCGCAGAAAGUCGGAUCCGGCACAAUCGCAGGGAAAUCACCCAUGUAGUUGUACCCUAAAGAGCUGAGACCAAUCCAUGCAGUAUUUCAUGUGCUUUCUUGUGUCAAUUGUAGAAAUAUCAAUUUCCAAGCUGUAUUUCCAGAAAUUGAAUGAUGUACUGUAACGUAGUUAUAUGAACACUUUUGCCUGCAAAACAAAAUCCUAAAAAAAUAGCAUAGAUUUUAUUCAAUAUAAACUUAUUUUAGGCUGUAUAAAGCCCAGCUGCUGAGAGGAGUGCAAUGUUCUGCAGAGCCCCCAGUAACUGAGGGAAUAAAUAUGUCUGAAUGUAUGUGUCUAUGAUUUCAGUAGUAUGGGUACUUUUGUUAAGAUAUGGUGAAAGGAUUUGUUAUAAUUCUCUCAUGUAGUUUCAAGUGUAUGGUGUUAAAUAAUAAUAAUAAUAUGCAUCUAAUCAGUAAGUGGUAAGUGAAUGAGCCAGUACAAUAUACGGAAAUCUAUUGAUACAGUUGGAAAGUAUGGCUAUGUUUGUAAGUGUAACACACUGUUAUCUACACAAUGACAAAAAGAACACAACAUAUUUCAAUGUUAUGUGUUACUACCUUGUAAAUAAACAGCGUUACACAA
Xenopus laevis (African clawed frog) is the source of this 8141-nucleotide messenger RNA. It is a transcript of the gene nr1d2.S, whose product is annotated as nuclear receptor subfamily 1 group D member 2. Gene Ontology annotation, cellular component: nucleus; cytoplasm. Bases 279 to 2075 code for a protein of 598 amino acids. Lineage: Eukaryota; Metazoa; Chordata; Amphibia; Anura; Pipidae. The transcript is spliced from 8 exons. The record is from RefSeq and is a predicted model, not a curated record. Gene Ontology annotation, biological process: positive regulation of transcription by RNA polymerase II; negative regulation of transcription by RNA polymerase II; regulation of gene expression. Gene Ontology annotation, molecular function: DNA binding; RNA polymerase II cis-regulatory region sequence-specific DNA binding; transcription cis-regulatory region binding.